Molecule: messenger RNA, 1743 nt
Organism: Cantharellus anzutake
Lineage: Eukaryota; Fungi; Basidiomycota; Agaricomycetes; Cantharellales; Hydnaceae
Exons: 2
Coding region: 97-1599 (500 amino acids)
Source: RefSeq, a predicted model, not a curated record
CACACACACACUUUGAUUCGCUCGCAGCAAAAAGGAAAAGGAUCUUAGGCGCUCUCUGUCGUUUAGAAGUGUUAGACACACCGUGUGCUUAUAAUAAUGGAUCAAACAUCGACGUAUUUGUCAUCAUCAUCAUCAUCAUCAUCAUCGGGCUCACCGCGCCAUUGCCACACGAUACCCACCUCUACCUCCAUGCUUGCCACCACCACCACCACUACCACCAUCAAUGCAGACCACGAUCUCGACGAUCUCGAAAAGCAAACAACAUCGACGGCGGUGCCCUUGCCUUCACAAAUCCUCCAUACGCUCGGGCAAGCCUUCUCAACACUCCUCGUCUUCCUUCGCCAUCUACUUGCCUUAGGACGGCUGUUAGUAAGGAUUCUAAGGGGGGAAGGAAGGAGAGAUAGAAGUGGUGGUGACAGCAAUACUUUGCCUUCUACAAGGAUGAGUGGUAGCCUCGGUUCACCCUCACCUUUGCUCUCAUCUUCUCCUUCAACUUCUACGUUGCCUGCUUCACCUAGAUCACCGACAUUCCUCCCUUCAUCGCCCACUCAUCAUAUUCAAUUUCCAGCGGAAACACAAGCACAGGCACAAACACAAACACAAACACGGGCACCCACCGAGCGGACACGCCUUCUGAGCAUGGACUCAACUUCCACGACCUCAACGAAUUCACCUCCCUCUUCUCCGCGAUCGUCUCCCAUCCACAUCCAGACUCUUCGCUCAGCGCUCAAAAAAACUUCAUCCCCGGGCAGGACGACGACGACGUCCUCCUCCGCACCUCAUCUCACACCUCCCCUUCCAGUCCCCCUUCCUCUCGAUACUCCUUCCCUGACUUCUUCCGCUUCUUCCAUCAUCUCCCCUUCAGCAUCCUCAAGUAGUCUUGCAACUUUUACACCCACUGGAUCAACAACGCCGAUCCCAAUCGACAUUGGUAGCAACCACCACCGCAAUAAUGACGUAAGAAAAAACGUCCGAUUCAGUGAGGAAGAUGAUUUUAGGGUGUAUGAAAUUGAAAGUUGGGAAGCCAAGGAGAAGAGGAUUUGGGGUAAACAUACUGCUGAGGAAGGAGGAUUAGGGAAAUGGAAGAAGAUUGGUCAGACGAUCAUUUGGCAGGAUGCACAUCCAAAACGUGUUGCUGCAAAAAACUCCUCAUCAUCGUUAUUUGGGCGUGGUACCAUGAACCAAAAUGACCCGGGGAAUUCUUAUCCUUAUCAACGAGACAACAGUGACGACGAUGACGAUGACGACGACGAUGACGACGACGACGACGACGACGAAGAUGAAGAUGACGAGACGUCAUCAUUAUGGCGGUGGUGGUUACCUUGGUCAUCCACAUCUUCCUCAAACAAAAAAUCCCGCACUGCCUCUUCCACCUCAUCCUUCCACACUUGGUUACCAACCCACACUUACAACCACAGGUCCCUUUCUUCGCGUUCCUACUCGACGCGAUACGACUCGUUGAGUUCGAUGAACCCCUCGAGUCCAUCUUCUUUUGAUUCGUAUUCUUGUGCUUCGUAUAGUCCGCCUUAUCAUGGUGGGGCAGGAAGGAAUUUGGUAGGGGUUGGGGCAGGUGGGUUUGGAUUUGACGAACUGAGAUGAGGCGGCCUCGGGUCGGGUCUUGUGUUUCCUGAGAACUUGCCUCCACGUCAUCAUCAUCAUCCCUUUUAGCUCCAUGUUCACACGUCAAAGCACAUUUUUUUGUGUUUUUAAUCAUCGAUCGAUCACUGACAUCAUUUGCUUCUU